Pimephales promelas (fathead minnow) is the source of this 1551-nucleotide messenger RNA. It is a transcript of the gene wnt16, whose product is annotated as wingless-type MMTV integration site family, member 16. Gene Ontology annotation, cellular component: extracellular region. NCBI's taxonomy places the organism in Eukaryota, Metazoa, Chordata, Actinopteri, Cypriniformes, Leuciscidae. Gene Ontology annotation, molecular function: frizzled binding; cytokine activity. Gene Ontology annotation, biological process: cell fate commitment; multicellular organism development; neuron differentiation. The record is from RefSeq and is a predicted model, not a curated record.
UUUUUUUUUUCUAACAUGCGACUUAAUGGAUACAUGAAAGGACUUGUGAAUUUAAAAGCGCCGUUUGUGGAUUACAUACGCUAGAUAUUAGAUGUAGUGGACCGGUAUGAGUUGUCGUUGUUGUCCUAACGUUCAGUUCGGGACUAGUUAAAUGAAGUGGACAUGGAUAAUACCGGUUGUGGAAUACAUGCAAUUUUUCAUUUAUUCAUUAUAUGGCUCUCAGUGUGCCCUUUGUGCUCUCAGGGAACUUGGAUGUGGUUGGGCAUCACAUCUGUAGGAGUGCCCGAGAAGUUGGGUUGCGCGCAUUUGCCCCUGUCGCACAAGCAGAAGGAGCUGUGCGCGCGCAAACCGCACCUUCUACCGAGCGUUAAAGAGGGCGCGCGCCUGGGCAUCACCGAGUGCCAAACGCAGUUCAAACACGAACGCUGGAACUGCUCGACCCGACGGGACCCGAACGUGUUCGGCUACGAGCUCACCAGUGGGACAAAAGAGACAGCAUUUAUCUACUCUAUAAUGGCUGCCGGGCUGGUUCAUGCAGUCACUCGCUCUUGCAGUGCAGGAAAUAUGACAGAGUGUUCGUGUGACACGAGCCUGUUGGGCAGCGGUUCGCCUACAGAGGGCUGGCACUGGGGUGGGUGCUCCGAUGACAUCGCCUUUGGUACACUGUUCAGCCGGCGCUUCAUCGAAAAUGCGGUAAAGAACACAUCAGCCCGUGGUGAGGACGCCCUGCUCACUAUGAACCAGCAUAACAGCGAGGCUGGGAGACAGGCGGUGGCCAAAACGAUGUUGACAGACUGCCGCUGUCAUGGCGUGUCGGGUUCGUGUGCGGUGAAGACGUGUUGGCGCACAAUGGCCCCGUUUGAGCGUGUGGGUGCCUACCUGAAGGAGCGCUACGAGACCAGCGUUCAGGUGGUGGAGCGCUCCAAGCGCAAGGUGCGACGUAAGGACAAAGAUCAACGCCACAUGGCUAUCGAGAAAGAGGAGUUAAUAUUCCUCAACAAAUCGCCAAAUUACUGCUUGGAGGACCGACGGUUGGGCGUGACGGGGACCAGGGGCCGCAGGUGUAACAGAACUUCAGUCGGGCCGGACGGCUGCAACCUGCUGUGCUGUGGCCGGGGCUACAACACACACGUGGUACGACACGUGGAGCGCUGCGAGUGUAAGUUCGUCUGGUGCUGUUACGUUCGGUGUCGGCGCUGUGAGACGAUGAACGACAUGCACACUUGCAAGUAGAGCAACUACUUGGGGAGGGUUGGAAAGACAAGACCUCGUGAGAGGAAGUGGACCUUCUUUGCGCCGUUGGCCCUAUCAAACAAGUACUGUAUGUUGACAAAAUAUCCAUGGCAACCAGAAAUCCACAGCAAAAACCUGGGAGAAACGGUAUAAUCCCCUUUAAGUACACAUGCGUAGCUCUUCCCAUGGGCUUCAAAUGGGAAUCAAGCCAUUUUGUAUAUAAUGACUGUGGAAUAUAACUGGAGCAUAAAGGGAACUGAAAUACUGAACUGCAGAGAAAAGUCUAAAUAGAUGAGUUUUGGGGGGGGGGGGGGGGGU